AUGACGGAUUCAAGUGAAGUUAUUACAGAGACCUCUGAACAAUUUGACAUUGUCACGUGCUAUCAGCAAUUUUUGAAAGAUGAUCCGGAUGUGUCUAUGCCUAUCGCUGCCAUAGAAUCUUUGAUUGAGUUGAUAAAACAUAGUAAAGCAAACACAUUAUCGGAAUUCAUGGAAUCUCUGAAAGAAGCUAGUCAAAAACUUAAGAAUUCUGUCAGAAAUUCAAUUUCUUUGUCAGCAGGAGCUGAUUUGUUUCUGAGGUUUGUCACAAGAGCUUCUCAUGAUGUCACGAAUUUUGAAGCAUGUAAAGAACAUUUGAUAAACAGUGGAAAAGAAAUUGUUGAAAAGGCGGCGGCCGCCCGCGAAAAAAUUGCCGAAUUAGGCAUAAUAUUAAUUCAUUCUUAUUCGCGUGUGGUUAUGCUGCUCCUCCUAAGGGCGGCCGCUUACAAGAAGCGAUUUAAGGUCUAUGUUACGGAAUCUAGACCUACAUAUUUGGGGAUCAGGGCUACAAAACUAUUACGAAAGGCUGGAGUUCCAGCAACCGUGAUUUAUGACGCAGCGGUUGGUUAUAUUAUUAAUAAAGUGGAUGCUGUUUUCGUUGGGUCCGAGGGUGUCGUUGAAAAUGGUGGAUUGAUCAAUGCGAUCGGCACUUAUCAGCUGGCUAUUGUUGCUAAAGCUGCUAAUAAGCCAUUUUAUGCUGUCAUCGAAAGUUAUAAAUUUGUUCGUCUAUUCCCUUUGAAUCAGUACGAUCUCCCAACCCAUACGCCUGAUUUACUUGCUUUUCCAGAUUUGGAACAUCGCCCACAGGUUGACGAUAAACAAACGGUCAAAGAUGAGGAUAUAAAUAUAGGUGAUUAUGAGGCAAUUAAUCCAACUGUUGAUUACACACCACCAGAUUACAUUACUUUGUUAUGUACAGAUCUGGGUGUGUUAACACCUUCGGGC
Molecule: messenger RNA, 942 nt
Organism: Acaulospora morrowiae
Lineage: Eukaryota; Fungi; Glomeromycota; Glomeromycetes; Diversisporales; Acaulosporaceae
Source: the annotation of a GenBank genome assembly